Molecule: messenger RNA, 11473 nt
Organism: Rattus rattus (black rat)
Lineage: Eukaryota; Metazoa; Chordata; Mammalia; Rodentia; Muridae
Gene: Nav2
Product: neuron navigator 2
Exons: 42
Coding region: 780-8234 (2484 amino acids)
Biological process (GO): neurogenesis; nervous system development
Molecular function (GO): ATP hydrolysis activity; protein binding
Source: RefSeq, a predicted model, not a curated record
CCCGCGCUGCCUUCCCGGGAGCUCAGCUUAGCGCAGCGCAGCCAGCCUGGCCAGCUGCGCAUCCCGGUGCCCGCGCCCUGCCACCACCGCCGUGCUGCGCUGGAGCGCACGGAACAUGGCCAGAGCCGCGGGAGCUCAGGUGCUUGGUGUUCGAGGGGCUUGUGAGCAUCGGUGAUCGACUGUCACGCCCAGACAGACCUGUCUGCGGAGAUCGCCCCGAGUCUGCCUAGGCGCGGGUGACACUGCGGCGCGUUUGCAGGGUGACAGCCGCCUCGCGGUUGAGACGUCUUGGGCUCCGUGUGCCCUCCGUUUCCCCAUCCUCCGCUCUUUUGCUCAAAGAUUCACACCGGCAGGCUCCGGAGCGCGACGUGUGCGUCCCCGUAGCCUGUGUCUCUCCCUAAGGAGGCUUCUCACUUCGGAGACGCAAUGACAAGUUAAUAUGGGCGUCCACGCCUCAGUUUCCCAGGAGAAGAAUUGCCAGAGGCAGCCUUCCACGAGAGCCCAGAGCUUCUGAGCAGCCCUCCCGCUGCGACAUCCGCGCAGGUGGGACCUGCUGAGGGCAGUGACUAGCCCGCCACCCGGCAGGCGCACUCGCUGGAUUUCCCCAAUUCCCCGACCCGGGGAUUUUGUUUUUUGGUUUUUUUGUUUUUUCUUCCACUGUUGGUGGGCGCCUCCCGGGCCGAGGCCCGGCGCCUGCUCGGCUGCCCGCGCUGCCUUUAGCGGUCGCCUCCGCCGCCGCUGCCAGGGACGUGCUGGGAAAGCCAAAGCCCAGGGAGAAGAUGCCGGCCAUCCUGGUAGCCUCCAAAAUGAAAUCGGGACUGCCCAAACCGGUGCAUAGCGCCGCGCCCAUCCUGCACGUGCCCCCGGCCCGGACUGGUCCUCAACCCUGCUAUCUUAAGUUGGGAAGCAAGGUAGAGGUGAGCAAGACGGCCUACACUAGCCAAAUCCCCCUGAAAUCGCAGGGGCUGCAGGAGCCGACAGGGGAGGGGCUCCCGUUGCGGAAGAGCAGCUCUCUGGAGAACGGGUUCGAUACCCAGAUCUACACGGAUUGGGCCAAUCAUUACCUCGCUAAAUCCGGCCACAAACGCCUCAUCAAGGACCUCCAGCAAGAUGUGACCGACGGCGUGCUCCUGGCCCAGAUCAUCCAGGUCGUAGCAAAUGACAAGAUUGAAGACAUCAAUGGCUGUCCAAAGAACAGGUCGCAAAUGAUUGAAAACAUAGAUGCCUGCUUGAAUUUCCUGGCAGCUAAGGGGAUCAACACCCAGGGGCUGUCUGCAGAAGAGAUCAGGAAUGGGAACCUCAAGGCCAUUCUAGGCCUCUUCUUCAGCCUCUCCCGAUACAAGCAGCAACAGCAGCAGCAGCAGCCUGAGAAGCAGCACCUCUCAUCAUCCCCUCUGCCACCUGCCGGGUCUCAGGUGGCCGGGGCGCCUUCCCAGUGCCAGGCUGGCAUUCUUCAGCAACAGGGGCUGGCCACUCCCCAAGCCCCGUGCCAGCCCCUCCAGCCAGCUUCACAUCAGCAAGCAAAAACACAAGCGGAAAUGCAGUCCAGUGCAUCAGCCAAGGACUCAUGUCAAAGCAAAAUCAUCCGCUUCACUCUGGGUCAGAAAAAGAUCUCUAGACUCCCAGGUCCUACCGCCAGGGUGGCCGCUGCAGGCAGCGAGGCCAAAACGCGCGGAGGGUCAACUGCUGCCAACAACCGCCGGAGUCAGAGCUUUAACAACUACGACAAGUCCAAACCUGUCCCUUCUCCACCCCAACCCGCGCCAACGAGUAACCAUGAGAAAGAGCCAUUGGCCAGCUCAGCCUCCUCCCAUCCCGGAAUGAGCGAAAAUGUGCCCGCUUCCUUGGAAAGCAGCCCUUCCAUCCCUGUUAACUGCUCCUCCUCAGCCAUCCCCCAGCCCAGCAUGACCUCCAAGCCUUGGCGCAGCAAGUCCCUCAGCGUGAAGCAUAGUGCUACGUCAUCCAUGCUCUCGGUCAAACCCGCUGGGCCUGAGGCCCCCAGGCCCACACCUGAAGCCAUGAAGCCUGCCCCCAACAAUCAGAAAUCCAUGUUGGAAAAGCUCAAACUUUUCAACAGUAAGGGAGGCUCCAAAGCGGGCGAGGGCUCAGCAUCCCGGGACACGAGCUGUGAGCGGUUAGAGAUCCUGCCCAGCUUUGAAGAGAGCGAAGAGUUGGAGGUGGCUAACAGGGCGCCUCCUACUGCAGGCCCUGCAUCCAGCAGCCCCAAGAUUGCACUCAAGGGCAUUGCACAGAGGACUUUCAGCAGGGCGCUUACCAAUAAGAAGAGCUCCCCAAAGGGCAAUGAGAAAGAGAAGGAGAAACAGCAGCGGGAGAAGGAGAAGGAGACGGGCAAGGACCUCACCAAGAGAGUCUCUGUGACUGACAGGCCCGACCUCAAGGAAGAACCCAAGGAAGAGCUCAGUGGGGUGGUUGUGACUGAGAUGCCCAAAAAGUCCUCCAAGAUCGCCAGCUUCAUCCCCAAAGGCGGGAAGCUCAGCAGCACCAAGAAGGAGACCACAGCUCCAUCCCACAGCGGCAUACCAAAACCAGGGAUGAAGAACAUGCCUGGGAAGUCCCCAAGUGCCCCCAUACCUCCCAAGGAAGGAGAGAGGAGCAGAGGGAAGCUGAGCUCAGGGCUUCCUCCCCAGAAGCCCCAGCUGGACAGCAGGCACUCUAGCUCCUCCUCCAGCCUGGCAUCCUCAGAGGGGAAAGGCCCCGGAGGGACCACUCUGAACCACAGCAUCAGCAGCCAAACCGUCAGCGGCUCCAUCGGGACCACACAGACCACUGGAAGCAAUACCGUCAGUGUCCAGCUACCUCAGCCUCAGCAGCAAUACAGCCAUCCCAACACAGCCACGGUUGCACCUUUUCUGUACAGGUCCCAGACGGACACCGAAGGGAACGUCACUGCCGAGUCCAGCUCAGCGGGUGUGAGCAUGGAGCCCAGCCACUACACCAAGAGUGGACAGCCUGCUCUGGAGGAACUCACUGCGGAAGACCCGGAGGCUCGGCGACUUCGGACAGUGAAGAACAUCGCAGACCUAAGACAGAAUUUAGAAGAGACCAUGUCCAGUUUACGGGGAACUCAGGUUACGCACAGUACGUUAGAAACCACGUUUGACACCAACGUCACCACAGAGAUAAGCGGCCGCAGCAUCCUCAGCCUCACGGGAAGACCCACUCCCCUGACCUGGAGACUCGGACAGUCCAGCCCCCGGCUCCAGGCGGGAGAUGCCCCUUCGAUGGGCAAUGGGUAUCCACCUCGAGCCAAUGCCAGCCGCUUCAUCAGUGCCGAGGCAGGCCGCUACGUGUACUCUGCUCCUCUGAGAAGGCAACUGGCCUCCAGGGGCAGCAGCAUCUGCCAUGUGGAUGUCUCGGACAAGGCGGGCGAUGAAGUAGACCUGGAAGGCAUCAGCAUGGACGCCCCUGGCUACAUGAGUGAUGGCGACGUCCUGAGCAAGAACAUCCGGACUGAUGACAUCACUAGCGGGUAUAUGACCGAUGGCGGACUUGGCCUUUACACUCGUCGCCUGAACCGGCUUCCUGAUGGGAUGGCUGUGGUGCGAGAGACCCUACAACGAAAUACCUCCCUGGGCCUCGGAGAUGCUGACAGCUGGGAUGACAGCAGCUCCGUCAGCAGCGGCAUCAGCGACACCAUAGACAACCUCAGCACGGAUGACAUCAACACCAGCUCAUCCAUCAGCUCCUAUGCCAACACGCCUGCCUCCUCCCGGAGAAACCUGGAUGUGCAGACUGACGCUGAGAAGCACUCACAGGUGGAGAGGAAUUCCCUGUGGUCUGGUGACGACAUCAAGAGAUCAGAUGGAGGCUCAGACAGUGGCGUGAGGAUGGAGCCGGGCUCCAAGUGGAGGCGGAACCCUUCAGACAUGUCCGAUGAGUCGGACAAAAGUGUGUCUGGCAAGAAGAAUCCAGUCCUCUCACAGACAGGCUCAUGGAGGAGAGGCAUGACAGCAGAGGUGGGCAUCACCAUGCCAAGGACCAAGCCAUCAGCUCAGACGGGCACCCUGAAGACCCCAGGGACUGGAAAAACAGACGAUGCCAAGGUGUCUGAGAAGGGAAGGCUUUCGCCUAAAGCUUCCCAGGUCAAGCGCUCCCCGUCGGAUGCUGGCCGCAGCAGUGGGGACGAAUCCAAAAAGACCCUCCCCAGCAGCUCUAGGACACCCACGGCCAAUGCCAACAGCUUUGGGUUCAAGAAACAGAGUGGCUCUGCUGCUGGGCUGGCCAUGAUCACAGCCAGUGGGGCCACUGUCACCAGCAGGUCUGCCACACUGGGUAAAAUCCCCAAGUCAUCUGCCCUCGUCGGUCGGUCCACGGGUCGGAAAACAAGCAUGGACGGAGCCCCAAACCAGGACGAUGGGUAUCUGUCCCUCAGCUCCCGGACGAACUUACAGUACCGGAGCCUGCCUAGGCCCAGCAAGUCCAGCAGCCGGAACGGAGCAGGGAAUAGGUGUAGCACCAGCAGCAUCGACUCUAACAUGAGCAGCAAGUCAGCAGGCCUGCCCGUGCCCAAGCUGAGGGAGCCCUCCAAAACAUCCCUGGGCAGCUCCCUACCGGGGCUUGUCAACCAGACGGACAAGGAGAAAGGUAUCUCUUCAGACAACGAGAGCGUGGCUUCCUGCAACUCUGUGAAGGUGAACCCAGCCACCCAACCAGUGUCCAACUCAACUCAGGCCACUCUGCAGCCAGGGACCAAGUACGCAGACGUGGCUUCUCCCACACUCCGCAGACUCUUUGGUGGGAAGCCUACCAAGCAAGUCCCCAUCGCCACAGCCGAAACCAUGAAAAGCGCAGUGGUCAUCUCCAACCCUCAUGCCACUAUGACCCAGCAAGGUAACCUAGAGUCCCCAUCAGGCAGUGGUGUCCUGAGCAGUGGGAGCAGCAGUCCUCUCUACAGUAAGAACGUGGACCUCAACCAGUCUCCUCUAGCGUCCAGCCCCAGCUCAGCCCACUCAGGCCCUUCUAACAGCCUCACCUGGGGUACCAGCUCGUCGGCAGUGAGCAAGGAUGGCUUGGGCUUCCAGUCUGUUAGCAGCCUGCACACCAGCUGUGAGUCUAUUGACAUAUCCCUCGGCAGCGGAGGGGGCUUGAGUCACAACUCCUCCCCUGGUCCAGUCGCCUCCACUAAGGAAGACUCCUUGAUGCCUUUUGUCCGCACCAGCAGUGUGAAGACCACACUGUCAGAAAGCCCUCUCUCUUCCCCUGCUGCUAGCCCUAAGUUCUGCAGAAGUACUCUGCCCAGGAAGCAGGACAGUGACCCGCACCUUGAUAGGAACACUUUGCCUAAGAAAGGACUCAGGUAUACACCCACCUCCCAGCUUCGCACGCAGGAAGACGCCAAAGAAUGGUUCCGGUCCCACUCAGCGGGAGGUCUGCAGGAGACGGCUACCAACUCCCCCUUUUCCUCUGGCUCUAGUGUCACUUCUCCUUCUGGAACAAGAUUCAACUUCUCUCAGCUUGCGAGUCCCACCGCCGUCACCCAGAUGAGCUUGUCCAACCCGACGAUGCUGAGGACCCACAGCCUGUCCAAUGCGGACGGCCAGUAUGACCCCUAUACCGACAGCCGCUUCCGGAACAGCUCCAUGUCUCUGGACGAGAAGAGCCGAACGAUGAGUCGAUCGGGCUCCUUCCGGGAUGGGUUUGAGGAAGAAUUAUGGAAGGAAAGUUCUACGGGUGGCUUUGUCAGCUGUCUUCAUAACUCACUUCGUUUCUCUCGCCCUCCGCUCCUUCACCCGAGACAUAGGCUCAUUCAUGGAUCCUCCCUGUCCUUGGUUUCCAGCACAUCCUCCAUCUACUCUACGCCAGAAGAAAAAUGCCAGUCAGAGAUUCGAAAGCUGCGGCGAGAGCUGGAUGCCUCCCAGGAAAAGGUGUCUGCGCUGACCACCCAGCUGACUGCAAAUGCUCACCUUGUGGCAGCCUUUGAGCAGAGUCUGGGAAACAUGACCAUCAGGCUGCAGAGUUUAACUAUGACUGCCGAGCAGAAGGAUUCAGAACUGAAUGAGUUAAGAAAAACCAUCGAGCUGCUAAAGAAACAGAAUGCAGCUGCCCAGGCUGCCAUUAAUGGAGUAAUUAACACACCAGAGCUCAACUGCAAAGGAAAUGGCAGUGCCCAGGCUACAGACCUACGCAUCCGCAGGCAGCACUCCUCCGACAGUGUCUCCAGUAUCAAUAGUGCCACCAGCCAUUCGAGUGUUGGCAGUAACAUAGAGAGUGACUCGAAGAAAAAGAAGAGGAAAAACUGGGUCAAUGAGUUACGCAGCUCCUUCAAGCAAGCUUUUGGAAAGAAGAAAUCCCCCAAGUCAGCAUCCUCUCACUCAGACAUCGAGGAGAUGACGGAUUCUUCGUUGCCCUCCUCACCAAAACUGCCACACAAUGGAUCCACAGGCUCUACCCCGCUGCUGAGGAACGCCCACUCAAACUCCCUCAUUUCCGAGUGUAUGGACAGCGAAGCCGAGACCGUCAUGCAGCUACGAAAUGAGCUGAGAGACAAGGAGAUGAAGCUGACAGACAUCCGCCUGGAAGCGCUCAGCUCCGCUCACCAGUUGGACCAGCUCCGAGAGGCCAUGAACAGGAUGCAGAGUGAAAUCGAGAAGCUGAAAGCCGAGAAUGACCGACUGAAGUCCGAGUCCCAAGGCAGUGGCUGCAGCCGGGCCCCCUCCCAGGUGUCCAUCUCUGCUUCCCCAAGGCAGUCUUUAGGGCUCUCACAGCAUAGCCUGAACCUCACAGAGUCUACGAGUCUAGACAUGUUGCUGGAUGACACUGGUGAAUGCUCGGCUCGGAAGGAAGGAGGCAGGCAUGUUAAGAUAGUUGUCAGCUUUCAGGAGGCAAUGAAGUGGAAGGAGGACUCCAGACCGCACCUCUUCCUCAUUGGCUGCAUUGGAGUUAGUGGCAAAACAAAGUGGGACGUGCUCGAUGGGGUGGUUAGACGGCUGUUCAAAGAAUACAUCAUUCAUGUGGAUCCAGUGAGCCAGCUGGGGCUGAAUUCAGACAGUGUUCUCGGCUACAGCAUUGGCGAGAUCAAGCGCAGCAACACCUCGGAGACCCCCGAGCUCCUCCCCUGUGGCUAUCUCGUGGGAGAGAACACCACCAUCUUGGUGACCGUCAAAGGGCUCACGGAAAAUAGCCUAGACUCUCUGGUGUUCGAGUCCCUGAUCCCCAAGCCCAUCCUGCAGCGCUACGUUUCCCUGCUGACAGAGCACCGGCGGAUCAUCCUCUCGGGCCCCAGCGGCACUGGCAAAACCUACCUGGCCAACCGGCUCUCCGAGUACGUGGUACUCCGGGAAGGACGGGAGUUGACAGAUGGCGUCAUUGCGACCUUUAAUGUGGACCACAAGUCCAGCAAGGAACUGCGCCAGUAUCUGUCCAACCUGGCUGACCAGUGCAACAGCGAGAACAAUGCCGUGGAUAUGCCUCUAGUCAUCAUCCUGGACAACCUGCACCACGUGAGCUCCCUGGGCGAGAUCUUCAACGGGCUGCUUAACUGCAAAUACCAUAAAUGCCCUUACAUCAUCGGCACGAUGAACCAGGCUACCUCUUCCACCCCUAACCUGCAGCUUCAUCAUAACUUCAGGUGGGUGCUUUGCGCCAACCACACGGAGCCCGUGAAGGGUUUCCUUGGCCGCUUCCUGAGGAGGAAGCUCAUGGAAACGGAGAUCAGUGGGCAGGUGCGCAAUGCAGAGCUGGUGAAAAUCAUCAACUGGAUCCCGAAGGUCUGGCAUCACCUCAACCGCUUCCUGGAGGCCCACAGCUCGUCGGAUGUCACCAUCGGUCCCCGUCUCUUCCUGUCAUGUCCCAUUGACGUGGAUGGUUCCAGAGUGUGGUUCACCGACCUGUGGAACUACUCCAUAAUCCCCUACCUCCUGGAAGCUGUCAGAGAAGGACUCCAGCUCUACGGAAGGCGUGCCCCCUGGGAGGACCCGGCCAAGUGGGUAAUGGACACCUACCCCUGGGCUGCCAGCCCCCAGCAGCAUGAGUGGCCCCCGCUCCUGCAGCUCCGGCCUGAGGACGUGGGCUUCGAUGGCUACUCCCUGCCUCGGGAGGGGUCGACAAGCAAGCAGGUGCCCCCCAGCGACACUGAAGGAGACCCACUGAUGAACAUGUUGAUGAGGUUACAGGAGGCGGCCAACUACUCCAGCCCCCAGAGCUACGACAGCGACUCGAACAGCAACAGCCACCAAGACGACAUCCUGGACUCAUCCCUAGAGUCCACCCUGUGACCGAGGCCCCCGCUUUCCCUCUCUUCAUCCCACCCGGCAUCCUCCACUUCAUUCUGAAGAUGACUUCCUGAGCCAGCCCGGGCUGCCACAGCCUUGAAGCCAGAGCAGAGUAGCAGGAGCGGGAGACCCUCGUCCCUUGCGCUCUGCCCUUGCAUGAGCAGCCCAGGACCUCUUCCUCCAACAGUGACAACUGUCCUAGCCUCUGUUCUACCCUCAUUCUCGUUUUCUGCCUUGUCGCCGUGACCUCCACGAGACACUGAAAAUACUUCAUGGGAAAGGAUCCUCACCGCUGAAAUAUAAAGAGUUUAAAUGGAUAUUUUAAAUGUAAGAUUCCACUUGGUGCCCUGAAACCCAACAGCAUCCCUCCACACGCUACCCCCCCCAGACAGAAAAGACUAAACCCAACACAGACAGUAGGGCUUCCCCUAGUACAGACCCGCCAGCUUGGGUCUGGCCACCAGCACCCCAGAGCCAUGCCACCCACCCUCCACGGAAGAAUUGGUGCUAAUGAGGGCGCCUGCUUGGAGCGCCACCCAGGGACACCAGUAGAUCACGUGUCUCAGUUUUCCACAUGGUGCUCUCCUUCCCGAGAGGUAUUCUGUCUAUUCCCGUGCGCCCUUUCCCCUGUUUCCGGUCCGUCAGCCCGGAUGAUCCGUGAGAGCGAGUGAAGACGCGAGAAUGUGAGUGAGCGGAUGGGGCUAGCAACACGGUAAAGUGCGCCCGUUUCCUUUGUUUGUCCAAACGGUCGGGUUUCUGUCCGCAAACACUGUGUACUGUGUGAGUAGUUCUUUGGAGAACUAUCGACCCCUGCCUGUGUCUGCCUUUCUUCCUGGUUGAUUGUGAAGGCCCCUUUCCCUCCCCAACCCCUGAACCCUACUCCUUUGACCAGAAUUAGUCCUUUGGUGAAAUCAAGAGCUAAAUAGAAUUUGCCUCCUCCCUCAACCUGGGAUUUCCAGUGUCCGUUAUCACAGUUUUGGGGCCCUCGACACCACCUUCUGGGGCUCUGUGGGCAUUUGUAUCCUUGCAGAUAGAUGAGGACCAGUUCUCCUGUGGGUGAGCCACGGACCUUGCCUUUCCUUCUCGUCUCUGAGAUCUGAGAACCCCACAUCAUCACCUCAGGCACCCCAGACCCCAGUUGCAGGAGGAGUUGACGAUGCCCCCCUCACCAAACACUGGCACUUUCCUCAGAACCAACGGGACACAGCUUAGCCAGGGAGGGGCGGCCACCCUUCCCAGAAUCCUGGCCGUGCCUCCGUCCUGAUGAGCCUUGCCUGACCUCUUCGGUGCUGACCGCCCCCAUGCAAUGCCUUACUGGUUUCGUACUGACCAUGUCCAUUCACAUGAGUGUUGUGCCUGCCUGGGGUUGUGUGUGUGUGUGUGUGUGUGUGUCUCCCCCAUCGAAGUAAACAGGGCUAUAAGUCAUCUAUCCAUGAAGAGAAUACAAGUUGCUGACUUCUCAUCCGAAAGAGUCAUCUGUGUGGACGUAUGAUUGAGAGAGAGAGAGAGAGAGAGAGAGAGAGAGAGAGAGAGAGAGAGAGAGAGAGAGAGAGAGAGAUCUAUGUUUUUUAGGCUCCUAUCAGUCUCCAGUCAACUCACUAGACAGUGACCCCACAAAUCCAUGUGACCUUGUAAACCCAUGCUCUAGGAGACAUACCCCAGUGUGCCAUGGCUUCAGCACACUAGUGUUCUCCUCACCGUAUGGACAUCUUUGGGCUCUUUGUGUUUUAUAGAGACUUUCCUGGCCCCACCGAGGGUGUCUCUGUUAACAAUCAGGGUUUUUAUCCCAUCUUUUGCUAUUCUAUUCUUGAAUGUUUGUCUCUCCAGUUUUUUUGUUUUUUGUUUUUUUUUUGGUGUGUGUUUUUUUUUUUUUCUUACCCUAAGAGUUUGACCCAGAACUGCUCACUUUGCUUGGAAUGGCACUGGCUUUCUUCCUCGUUGAAAGGAAGGAGAACGUGUCCUGUUAACUGGUGAAUGGAAACAUUUCCACUCCCUGCUGUAAUCCCAGACCUAGCCUGCCUUGGCUACUAGUAUGGAUGCGAGUGUGUCUUCUACUGUUUUGUUUGUAAUAAAAGUUUAAAACCAUAUGUCUAGCCUGUGACCAGGGCCAAACCCUGAGCCUUCCAGUGCCCCUGAAGGGUCGCCCUUCUCAGUCUAUCUCCCAGCAACGGCCGUACACUCUCAUACUGUGAAUUUGGGAGGUGGGAAAAUCAAACCCGUCCCCAUGCAUAGUUUUCUCAGUCACCUUAGGAAUACACCCCGCCAACAUUGCUUAGAACUGUUUUUUUAACGACACCCUCUGCCUGCUCUCCACACCCAGACUUCUCUCUCCCACCACAUCCAGGAUCGGAAACUGCAACGCGUGUACCCAUUGCUGCCUGACUUGGUUUUGUAGUCCCUGAGAGCCUCCCAGCUCAGCCACCUUCCUGAAGCACUGGGAGGCGGGGCUGUCUGAAAGGCACGUUUCUGACCGGGUCAUGAUUUUUCCUUUCCUGUUGCUCGACCUUGGACAAAGUGACUUUGUACUCACUUAGAGCUCUGUCUGAAAUGCUCCCCUUUUUUUCUGUAGAUAGGCUCAUUUUGAAAUGUAAGAAAUCCUAUGCAACUGCCGAUGGUGGGAGCCAAAAGUUUUCUUCCCAGGAGGCCCAGAAUUCCACAGACGUCCUUUUAACUUAAGGUUGGGGGUGGGAGGGUGGGAGUGUGACAAGGGCAUUACUUGGCCCUGAUCUUCCUCCGACCUUGAGGACAUUUUAAAUUUUAUUGUUUAAUGCUCGGCUUUAAAGUUCUGUGUGCUCAGAUCUGACCGUGGCAAACCUGCUUUCAGAAAGCAAAAAAACGAUCCAGCCUCGUGGAUACGGAAAUGGGGGGUUUGCUGUUUUGACCCGCUUGUCUCGAGCCGAGCGGUUCAUGAAACGUGUUCUAUAAGAUGUACAUUUUUUUUUCCUCAUUGUAACAUAGAGACUGUAAAUAACCGGCGAAACUGCUGCAUUUUGAUGACUUUUUUCUAGCCAUUUUUAAAGAGAAAACUAGGAAUUGAGUAUUUUGUGUACGGUAUGUUUCCACCGCUCCCCCGCCCCCCACCCACUCCUCCCUCUCCCUAUUUAAUUCUCAUGUGUCAUCAGGUUUUUGGGUUUGAGAACAAUCCGCUGGAGAUCUGCCCCGUGUCAUAGAGAAUAAAACUGACGAUUGUACCAGUCUUAAAUUAUUCAUGAUUCAAUAAACUUAAUGCUUAUUUAUUCAGA